Messenger RNA from Durio zibethinus, 1800 nucleotides. RefSeq names its product glyoxylase I 4-like. NCBI's taxonomy places the organism in Eukaryota, Viridiplantae, Streptophyta, Magnoliopsida, Malvales, Malvaceae. The record is from RefSeq and is a predicted model, not a curated record.
UCAAAUCUCCUUACUCGUUUUCCUACAAUUCUUUAACUUCCAUUACUUAAAUCUUCUUUUUCUCUUUGUAACAUUAAUCUCUGUUGCAUUUAGAAAAUUUUUUUGUUUCAAUUGAGCCAAAGAAUUAAGGCAGAAAAACAUGGAGAAUCCUCUGCAGUUGAAGUGCUUGAAUCACGUUUCACUUUUGUCCAGAUCAAUUGACAAAUCUCUUGAUUUCUAUCAGAAUGUUCUUCAGUUUUAUCCUAUCAAGAGACCUGGUUCCUUUGAUUUCUCUGGUGCAUGGUUGUUCAAUUAUGGCAUUGGCAUCCAUCUUCUCCAAUCUGAAAACCCCAAUAACAUGCCUAAGAUUGGCCGUAUUAAUCCCAAGGGCAAUCAUAUUUCUUUCCAGUGUGAGAGCAUGGCAACAGUGGAGAAGAAAUUGAAGGAGAUGAAGAUAGAAUACGUGAAGGGUGUUGUAGAGGAUGGUGGAAUCCGCGUUGAUCAACUCUUCUUUCACGACCCUGAUGGCACCAUGAUUGAAGUAUGCAACUGUGACAACCUCCCUGUGGUUCCACUGCCUCAAGAUGCCAUGCAGACAUGCUCGCUGAUCAACUGCAACAUUCGACAGAGGCAGCAACAGCAACAAUUACAGCAGAAUAGUGAACAAGCAGUAAAAAUCUAGUGAUUUUCUAGGAGUCAUGGAGGUGAGAAUCUACAUUAAUUUACACUUGUAUGUAGCUCAAACACACCGAAAUUCAUUCAGCAUAAACAUCUAAGUGUAACCAGUUAGUUAAUUGGAAUCAAGUAACUCUUCAAUUGUUGUCUGUACAAUAAAGUUACCAGCCAAAAAGAUUGUAAUAGAAACUAGCUACUACUAUUACUUUCGAAGUGCAGAAAGACACUGAAGAAACAGAAGACAAAUGCUUUUCAAUAUGAACACACUUCAAAAGUCCCUACUACAUGAAUUAGCUGGACUGGACACCAAUGAUAAAAAUGUUUUGAUCUUGACAUAUAAUUCAAUUCUGACAGCUUGAUAAAACGUCAUUUUCUGAUAAUGAAGCUCAGGGGGAGGUAUGCCUUUUCUUAUUAAAGCUUCAUUUAAAGUAGCAAAAGAAGAACUGAAAGUUACACCAGAAAACUGAAAACAUCAUAUCCAAAGUUUUAUCUGAUAACACCUUAUUGUUCAUGUACCAUUGAAAUGUUUGUUCAUAACAAAUUAAAAGAACUGGGUUUUUUUCUUUUCUUGCCAAUGACCAAUAAUCAACCACAAUCUCAAUAAAUGUUUUUUUUUUUUUUUUUAUAAUGAAGUUCGUAGCCUGGAACAGGGUAAAAGGUUGCAAUUAUAGGAAUUUGAAUCUUAUAAAUUAUGGAUGUCAAUACCACCCCUUAAGAAUGACUGUAUGGAUCAACGGAAUUAGAUCCGGCUUCAUUCUAUUGUGUGAUGCUUUUAGCCCACAACAUUCCUGCAAACAAGGGGGCCAUUAAAAGCUUUGGAAAUUCAAGCCCCACAUGAAAUAAACUUAAAAGAUUAUUAUUCUAAAGAUAAGCAACCAGAAUCCAAAAACUUCCAUCAAUUUUCCUCCAACAGAUAUGGCAUUCCCACUCCCCACAUAUUCAUGUCAUGCAAAUUUAUUAUAGUAAUUUGGAAACAUAUAAAUGUGAUUGCAUGAUUUUUAAGGUCCAUGGCUUCACUUCUGGCCAAAAUUUUGGGUUUAUGAGGAUCACAUUGAACGGCCAUAUUCUCAAAAUCUUUGACAAUGAGAAACAUUAUCCCAUAUUUCUUUAUUGUAAUUGGAGAGGAUUGAAAUUAUCUUGGUUUGA